AGUUGUACAUCAAUUAAUGUAUUUGUGGCUUAUUACCACCCGAGAACGUUGGUCAAUAUAAAACAUGGAAUUUGAGGGGGAACUAACGAAAUGCGAUUGUACUUAAGGAGGGCGCGAGCAUGAAAUAUUCAUUAGGAUCAAUAGCGAGAUUCAUUGUUCGGGCCUGGGGACGCGAGGAGACAGAUUUGGAUAUCUCCAUCUUUCAGUGAAUGGGAGUCGAUUUUGUGUAGGAGUUGCAGAUUGGUCGUCACUAUCAGAGAUCGAGGGUUGUCGUGGACGGAGCGUGUUUCGCUUGUAUUGCGUGGAGUAGCGUUUUUGGAUUACCGUGUUUUGAGCGUAUACCUCCGACAGAGUUUACCCCCGACAGAAAAUGGACGCUGAAGAAUUCCGAAAACGAGGUCGUGAGAUGAUUGACUAUGUUGCCGACUACUUGGAGACAAUCCGGAAGCGACGCCCAUUCCCGGAAGUGAACCCCGGUUAUCUGAGGGAACUUGUUCCAGAAGAGGCUCCGGAAGGUCCAGAGAAAUGGGACGAUCUGUUCAAGGACAUCGAACGCGUUAUUAUGCCGGGGGUGACCCACUGGCACAGCCCCCAGUUCCACGCCUACUACCCCACAGCCAACUCCUACCCCGGUAUCCUGGGGGACGUGCUGUCUGAUGCUAUUGGAUGCAUUGGAUUCACAUGGGCAUCCAGCCCCGCCUGUACGGAGCUUGAGGUGGUCAUGAUGGACUGGCUGGCCAAGAUGCUGCACCUUCCUGACGAGUUCCUCUUCAGCUCUGGGGGACAGGGAGGUGGAGUUAUACAGGGUACAGCCAGCGAGUCGACACUGGUCGCCCUGUUGUCAGCACGGACCAUGUUUAUCAACAACAUGAAGAAGGAGAACCCACAGCUGGAAACAGGGAGCAUCCUGUCCAAACUCAUCGCCUACACAUCCGACCAGUCACACUCAUCGGUGGAGCGAGCGGGUCUGAUCGGAGCUGUGUCGAUGCGGAAGCUGGAGUCCGAUGACAAGGGGUCUCUACGGGGUCACACACUGGAAGCGGCCAUCAGGGAGGACAAGGCCAAGGGACUCAUCCCAUUCUUUCUCUGUGCUACUCUGGGAACCACCCCCUCAUGUGCUUUUGACAACAUCCCUGAACUUGGACCUUUGUGUAAACAAGAUGGAAUCUGGCUACACAUUGACGCAGCGUAUGCUGGAAGUGCGUUUAUCUGUCCCGAGUUCCGACCCCUGUUGAAUGGGAUUGAGUUUGCCAUGUCUUUCAACUUUAAUGCUCACAAGUGGUUGCAAGUGAACUUUGACUGCUCAGCAAUGUGGAUGAAGGAUAAGCGAUUGGUCAGUGAAGCGUUUGAUGUUGACCCUCUGUAUCUAAAACAUGAAAAUCAGGGGAAGAUGCCAGACUACCGGCACUGGCAUAUCCCCUUGGGUCGGAGGUUCCGCUCUCUCAAGGUGUGGUUUGUUCUCCGGAUGUACGGCGUGAAGGGCCUUCAGGAGAUCAUCAGGAAGGAUGUGCAGCUGGCCCAUGAGUUCGAGUCAUUUGUGAAAGCAGACAGCAGAUUCGAGGUUGUCCAGGAUGUGGUGUUGGCACUGGUCUGCUUCCGACUCAAGGGAGAGAACGCCAUCAAUGAAAAGUUGCUAAAAGCCAUCAACGAUGAUGGACGGAUUCAUCUUGUUCCAUCCCAGAUGAGAAAGACCUACUUCCUGAGAUUCGCUAUAUGUGCAUCCCGAACCAACUCAGAUGAUGUCAAGUUAGCAUGGAAAGUCAUUAAUGAACUGGCUUCAAAAUUACAAAAAUGAGCACAUCUGAUUUAUUUGGAUGAAGGGUAUCUGGGGGCUUGUUCAGGAGGCUGAAAAAGAGGGGGAUGGGGAGAUUAAGUUUGAGGCUAUUUCAGGAGGUUGUCGGAAGACUUAUAGAGGAGGUUGUCAGGAGGCUUUAAGAGGAGGUUGUCGGAGUGUUUAUGGAUGAGGUUGUCAGGGGGUUUAUUGAGGGUUUUUUAAAGGAGGUUGUCAGGCUUAUAGAGGAGACUGUCAGAGGGUUUAUUGAGGAGGUUAUCAGGGGGUAUAUAAAGAAGGUUGACAGGAGGCUUAUAUGUAUGGGAGGUUGUUGAGGUGGUUUACUGAGGCGGUUGACAUAAGGUUUUGAAAAGUACUGAAAAUCAUGAACUAAAUGCAUCCCA
Molecule: messenger RNA, 2175 nt
Organism: Haliotis rufescens (red abalone)
Lineage: Eukaryota; Metazoa; Mollusca; Gastropoda; Lepetellida; Haliotidae
Product: aromatic-L-amino-acid decarboxylase-like
Exons: 13
Coding region: 371-1795 (474 amino acids)
Biological process (GO): serotonin biosynthetic process; catecholamine metabolic process; amino acid metabolic process
Molecular function (GO): aromatic-L-amino-acid decarboxylase activity; pyridoxal phosphate binding
Source: RefSeq, a predicted model, not a curated record